This is a messenger RNA of Antechinus flavipes (yellow-footed antechinus), 3312 nucleotides long. It is a transcript of the gene PDGFB, whose product is annotated as platelet derived growth factor subunit B. Gene Ontology annotation, cellular component: membrane. Gene Ontology annotation, molecular function: growth factor activity; platelet-derived growth factor receptor binding. The record is from RefSeq and is a predicted model, not a curated record. The coding region runs from base 1210 to 1929 and encodes 239 amino acids. NCBI's taxonomy places the organism in Eukaryota, Metazoa, Chordata, Mammalia, Dasyuromorphia, Dasyuridae. The transcript has 7 exons. Gene Ontology annotation, biological process: positive regulation of cell population proliferation; positive regulation of cell migration; positive regulation of ERK1 and ERK2 cascade.
GGGCCAGCUGAGGAAGGCUGUCUCCACCCACCUCUCGCACACUCUGCCGUCUCCUUUAAAAGCCGGAGCAGCUGAAAGGGUGGCAACUUCUCCUCCCGCCAGCCUGGGCUCUCGGCCCCGCCAAGCUCCCGGGCCCAGCCCAGCCCAGCCCAGCCCAGCUCAGCUCCGGCCAGCUCUCCUCUCCCGGCUCCCUGCGGGGGGGGAUCCCCUUCACGCCAGCAGCCGCGGUCUCCCGAAAAGCUGCAGGACCACGUUGAUUUGCCAUUCUAAAAGAUUUUUCCUGGCAAAAUAAAAAAAAAAAUACAAAACCCAGCCCGACUUGCAGGGGCGAAGCUUAGCCGGGGGCCGCCGCAGCCCAGCCCAGCUCGGCGCUUGUCGGAGCCUCCUGGACGAAGAGCAGCGCGCGGACGUCGGGUCCACCUGUGUCCGCCCGAGGGGCGCCCGGGCAGAGGCACGGCGAGGCGAGCCUCAGGACCCCCCACCCCCACCCGGCGCCCGGGCCGGCGGCCCCUCCGACCCCUCCCCGGGCUGCAAAACGGGGCUUUUCUCCCCGGCUCCAAGUGCCGCCCCAGCCCAGCCCGAAGGCGCAGGGGGGUGCAAAGGAAAGGAACUGGCCACCCAACUUUGGAAAAGUUUCCGGGGGGCUCCGGCUCGCUGAUUUCCCCCUUCUUCGACCACAUUCUGUGAGAUUUUUUUUCACGUCCCCCCACCCCAAAUACUGCGAUUAAUCUAAGCCUGGGGGAGAGGGGAUUCGCCCUCUCUCGCCCGUCUUGGGGAGCGCCAACAGGGGUGCCCUUUUUUCCCCCGGAGGGGUCCGGAGCCCCUUGCCCCGCGGCCUAUCCCAAACAGCCCCCCGCUCUCUCCCCACCCACACCCCGGGGACGGUGGAUGCGCGCUCCGGCUCGGGAUCCGCCCGGGUAGCGCCCCCAGGCCGCCCCGAGCGCCGGCGCCAGCGGCUGCAGAAGGACGGGGCCAGAGCGGCCCCAGGCUCGCCAGGAGCCGGGCGAGGGGCGACGGCGCCCCGGGGGCCAUGCGGCUGAGUGGUGCCGGGGGCGGCGGCGGCACCAGCGGAAAGAGCCCGAGCGCCUGAGCCGGUGGGAAUCAAGGCGAACCGGGCCGAGCGCCAGCACGCACACCCUGGCCUGGAAGCAGGCACGGAGGCGCCCUCCGCCCCUGUGUCCGGAGCCCCGCGGGGCCGGCGGCUUCGGGAUGAAUUGCUGGGCGCUGCUCUUAUCUCUCUGCUACCUGCCUCUGGUCAGCACCGAGGGGGACCCCAUUCCCGAGGAGAUCUAUGAGCUGCUCAGCCACCCCUCGCUCCGAUCCAUCAGCGACCUCCAGCACCUGCUGCGGAUAGACUCCGUAGAGGAGGAUGUGGCCGAACUGGACCUGAACCUGACUCAGGCGCGUUUCCCCAGUGAGCGGGUCAGCCUGUCUCGCGGAAGGAGGAGUGUGGCGGCCGUGACCGUGGCCGAGCCCGCCAUGAUCGCCGAGUGCAAGACGCGGACGGAGGUGUUCGAGAUCUCCCGGCGCCUCAUCGACCGCACCAACGCCAACUUCCUGGUGUGGCCGCCCUGCGUGGAGGUGCAGAGGUGCUCGGGCUGCUGCAACAACCGCAACGUGCAGUGCCGCGCCACGCAGGUGCAGCUCAGACACGUGCAGGUCAGGAAGAUAGAAAUUGUGCGGAAGAAGCCGACCUUUAAGAAGGUGACGGUGACCUUGGAGGACCAUUUGGCCUGCAAGUGCGAGACCAUAGCAGCCCCCCGGUCCUUGCCCCGGAGCCCCUCGAGCAUCCAGGGAAACAAAGGUGGGUCCACCCCGAACAAAGUGACAGUGAGGAGGGUACGCAUCCGACGGCCGCCCAAGGGGAAGCACCGAAAGUUCAAGCACACCCACGACAAGACAGCUCUGAAGGAGAGUCUCGGAGCAUAGGGGCACCCGCCAGAGAGAGCAUGAUGGGCAGGGUUAUUUAAUGUAUUUCUCGUAUUGCCCCCAUGGGGUUCUUGGAGUGAGAAUAUUGUUCUUCUUGUCUGUCCGUCUCGAUGGCCGACGCGGAUGACAAAUGGUGCUUCCCCUGCCCCACGGCCUUGCAGCGGAUCUCCCGUUCCCCCCAGCUCAGCGGCACCCUGGCCUUCUGCACCCAGCAGCUCCUGGGUCUCCCAGAAGCCCCCGCCGCCAUCCUUCCCACUGGCAGUGGAGAAGGCCUUUGGCUAGAAGGGCUGCUUCUUCCGGAAGGCCCUGCUGGGGUGAGAGAUGGGACUGUGGACCCGGAGGACUCCAAGCGUUGGCCCAACAAGCCGGAUUUUGCCCUAGGACUCAUAGUAUUGGCCUGUUCGCAUGGCAGCCCAGAGCCUGAGUGUCCCCGGCCCUGGACUGGCGGGGCUGCCCGCAGGAACCUUCUUCCCAUGGGCUCCACCCACGGAGCACGGAGCUGGACCCUGCGGUCCCUGUUCCCUCCUGCCCAUCCCCUGCUUGAUUAUUUCACUUUUUAUGCACAUAAUUUGGAAACUGGUUUCUUCCGAAGCGGGUUUUGCCACGGGAGAGCAGCCUGUGGCCUGUGGUGCUGACAGGAGGUUCACCCCCUGCUCCUGGCACUGUGGGGGGGCUGUAGAGGGAAGCGGGGCCCAAUCCUGUCUCUCACCACUCCCUCCUUCCAUUUCUCUGCCCUCCUCCUCCUACAUCAUGGUCGGCCCCAACCUCGAUGGAACACCUCCAGCCCUGACUCGGGUGAGCCCGAGGGGCAGGAGUGGGAGCGAAGGAGGGAGGAGAGCAGGUGUGGAGUGUGAGAAGAUCCCCUAGUCCACCCCCACUCCGGCCUCAUUCCAGUCCCUCCCUAGGUCUCAGUUUCCCCAUCUGUAAAAUGAGAGACUUGGACUACAUUACUUCUGAGGUUCCAUCCAACUCUUAAAAACCCGUCCCUGAGCAUUUUGGUCCUCCUUGGGGGCACCUACAGAAGGGCCUCUUGGGAGACAGAAAUGCCCCAUGUGACCUCAUCUGCAGUUCCCAGAGGCUGCUGAGUCUUGGAGGAAGCCUCCCCCUCCCCCCAAUCUCUCCCAAGACCUGCUCCCGGGGCCUCCUGGGGGAAGGACUGAGUGGAGAUGACUGAAGGGAGGGGCAGGCUUGCCUUCCCAUCUAUCCCACGUUCUGCAGCUUUCUCUUACUCAGAAACCCGCUUCCUUCAGUUUGUAAAGUUGGUGAUUAUAUUUUUUUUGGCUUUUCUUUUAUUUUUUAAAUGUAAAAUUAAUUUAUAUUCUGUAUUUAAAAUUGUAAAAAAAAAAAUCAAACCAUAUGACACAAGGACAAAUGAACCCACCA